Molecule: messenger RNA, 1257 nt
Organism: Colletotrichum karsti
Lineage: Eukaryota; Fungi; Ascomycota; Sordariomycetes; Glomerellales; Glomerellaceae
Product: C6 transcription factor
Exons: 1
Coding region: 1-1257 (418 amino acids)
Source: RefSeq, a predicted model, not a curated record
AUGUCCCCAGACGACUGCCUAGGUGCCUUCAACGAGACCAGACCGACAUUGAUGACUCGCUACCGAACCGCAGCCUUCCAAGCUCUAGUCAACGCCGACUUCCUCACAACGAGAGAUUUCGAAGUAGUGCAAGCGCUGGUGCUAUUCCUAUUCACCAACCCUGAGUCGGAGUUGGCAUCCACACUUACAGCUGCCGCUCUCAAGCUGUGUAGGAACAUGGGCGUGCACAAUACCCGACCAGACCCGAAAAUCUCUUUCUUCCAGAGGGAAAUGCGCAUCCGUCUCUGGUGGCAGCUGUACGGCCUGGAAGCUCGAACUCGAGCUCUGACGACCCCAGAUGCAAGGACACCGCCUUCGAAGAACGAGUUCGGCGACGUCCGGCCCCCACUGAACGUCAAUGAUACGGACUUGCACCCAGACAUGACAGAAGCCCCAUCCGAGCAUAGCGGUCCGACCGAAAUGAUGUGCGUCUUGAUGAAGUACGAAGUCUUCAAUUGGAUUCGUUCCUCGCCCGCGGCUGCUCAGGUCUUCGAGCACAUCGCGCAGAGCCGUCUUCGAGACAAAACCGCGAUUGAGGUUGAAAGCAACGCCAUCAACGAGAUCGAGGCUAUCUACAACACAAAAUAUCUCCAACAUAUGGAUAAGAGAAUCCCCCUUCACGCCCAGACAUAUUCCAUGGCCAACUUGGUCCUCGCUCGUAUGAGGUUCAAAGUCUUCCAUCCGCGAGGGCGGGCACCAACCAAUGGAGCAGACGGGAUCACCAGUCGAGAAGAGAACGAAAUGGUCUUCGAGUUGGCCAUGAAAUGGGUUGAGCUGGCCGAAGAAGGUCUACGCAGCAGGUUCUCAUCGCACAUUUUCACGCACAUGACGUCCAAAUGCCACAUCGAUGCCUAUAUCUACCUUAUCAGCGAGCUCCGACGACGCUGUUCAGGAGAUCGCGUAGAUCGGGCUUGGGGGCUGAUCGAGCGGUUUUAUGACGAGUAUCCAGAGCUACUUCAGGACAGCAAAAACAGUUUCUUUCAAGCGCUAGGGAGCUUGACACUGGAAGCCUGGGAGGCUCGAAGGAAGGCUUCGGUUCAUGACCCAAGAUCGGGAGAGUGUGAAACGCCGGCUUUCAUCCAGUCGCUCCGGGAGAGGGCGAGAAACGAGGCGGAAGCUGACGAGCAGGUCUCAGAUCUGCAGAACCUGGACGGCCUCGGGCUCAUGGAUGACGGGAACCUGGAUUGGGAGUACUGGAACAACUUCUUGAGUUUAUAA